This is a messenger RNA of Colletotrichum acutatum, 609 nucleotides long. RefSeq lists its product as uncharacterized. Lineage: Eukaryota; Fungi; Ascomycota; Sordariomycetes; Glomerellales; Glomerellaceae. Bases 77 to 577 code for a protein of 166 amino acids. The transcript has a single exon. The record is from RefSeq and is a predicted model, not a curated record.
GGGGAGGCUAGAGCUUCUUGUCCACUUCCAUGAGGUGGCAGCCAGAGCUUAGAGGUGCCCACCCCAAGGUACCUUAAUGUCGACUGCCCGCCGUCGUGGUGUCUUUUCUGGUCUUCUACUCCUCUUCCUACGCUCCCGAAGUUCUUUCCCUUUUCCCCUUCCUUUCCGCCCUCUCGCUCUCUCUCUCUCUCUCUCUCUCUCCUCUUCGGCCUGCCUGCCCAUCUUUCGUCGUGCUUGCCAACGUCUUUCUCUUGUCUCGUCUGUUCAAUUGCAUCUCAAGGCCAUUUCGCCUGUAAUAAUCUCACACUCUCAUUUAUCGUCUCUCGUGACGUCUUUUCUUUGCCUUUUCUAUUGUUCUUCUUCAUUGCCACAAUCUUUUAUCACUAUAGUACAUUAUCUUACCCAUCCCCUCGAAUCCAGUCAAUCACUCACUCGUUUCGCCAAAUUUGAGUCGCCGCGGCUACUCCACACGCAACAACGUAAACCAUCGACAGAGAAUUCCAAUCAGCCCACGCGCCAUCCAUCGACGACACUCUCUCAAUCAACACACACAAACACACAUUCACACACCUACUAGGUACUUUAAUGAAGAAAAGCGGCCUUCUCAGG